Messenger RNA from Bursaphelenchus xylophilus (pine wood nematode), 4014 nucleotides. NCBI's taxonomy places the organism in Eukaryota, Metazoa, Nematoda, Chromadorea, Rhabditida, Aphelenchoididae. The record is from the annotation of a GenBank genome assembly.
AUGUACCGGUUGGACGAGUGGUCGAUGUUAUUCACCUGUAUGCCUUGCUUUCAGCUGUUUCCAACGCUCCAAAUCCUCAUGGAUAACAUCGGAGGUCCAUUGUUUUUGACUGGUCGCAUUAUUCUCGGUAUCUCCAUUGCUUUCACGAUACUUUUCCUGGCCUUCACAUUGUGUGUGACCCGCAGAAAGGGGACUUUGCAUCUGCAUUUCUGGGUGAUUGUCAUCAAAAUGCAAGUGGGAGCCUUGGUUACGGUAAUCGGCCAAUUUUUGUUACUUUGUUUGGCCUUGAACAGGGAUGAAUGGUUGUGUGAGUAGUGAUUAUAUUACACUUUACUUGAUUUUAGUCCCUCUGGCGGCUUCCUUGACAUUUAUGGGAUUCUAUUCGGUGACUUCAGACUUUCUGAUUUUAGCUUUUGAAAGAUUGUUUGCAUCUGCUCAGAAUUUGAAUUACGAACACAAAAAGAACAUUCAAUUAGUCAUACUAGUGUUUAUGACAACGUUGUCUGCAUUCGGUUAUAUGACUUAUUGCCAGAUAUUUAACGACCCCGUAAGAAGUAAGUCACCGUAAUCAGUGACCGGUUUUAAAUUACUUUUAGUCCGAUAUCUAAUACAAUUAACUUGUCUCUUCAUUGCGUCAUUGCUCAUAACAUCCUUAAUUGUAAGUCACAUUGGCUCUGACGUCAUUUCACAGAUCUUACGUGCAAUUGAGCUAUGGAAUAAGAAAAGAUACGAAGUGGCCAUCCUCAACAAAAACUCGUACACAUUAAGUCAGCGAUUCCAAUUGGUGGAGAAUAUUAAGAUGACCCGGGGCCUGAGGAAAGGCAUUCAGAUAUUUGUUGUAGUCGGAUGUGUGACCUCCGUUCUUUAUGCAGUCGGAUAUGCAAAAUACGACGUUCUUUAUCGAGUAAGCGCAAUUUUUGUUUGAGUAAUCACUGAAGAAAUAUUUUUAAAAAAGUGAAAGAUGUAAUUACUGCAAUUUAUUUAUGACUCAUCUCGAUGUUCAGGAGCUCCUUUUCGGCUUCCGAGCCCUAGCUAUCACCAUCAUUAAUGUCGGCUUCACCAUCUCUUUUUACGUCACCAUCAAUUCGAACAAUUUGUGGAGAAAAGAUUUAAUUUGGGUGUUUGAUGACGUGAGAAGACGGCUCGCUCCUUCAAGGGUCGACGAACAUCGAAUCCCGCCCUUCAAACACAAUAUUAACGGACAAGAGAUGAUUGUAGAUGUGAGCCGAGGUGCUGAUCUCCAUUUCCAACAACUUCGUGAUAGUUGGGAAGACUAAAAAGGUAGGUUGGGCAAGGCUUUUGCGGUUCUUGCAAUCGUCCAAGAGCAGUCUCGUUCAUACGUCACAACAAAUUUUAUUACACACCCUCGUCGAGGUUGUAGGUGUCAAUAAGAGCGGUGACUCACAACCUCAACUUCAAGGUCACCUCCAUUUUCAAGGGGUUUAAACUGUUAUUUCCCUUUUCAAAUAUUUGUAAAAAAGGAAGAGAGAGUAAUGUAAAAAAUAGAAGGGAAACAGAAGGACAUCAUCUUAGAAUCUUUUCUCGCGAACACGCGACCUUCUCUUAUUUACUUGAGACAACUCUCGAGUUGGUGUUCCUAUCACGAAGUAACGAUAACUGUUUUGUAGUUGACGGAGUCUGUUAAGAUGAACGUGCAAUUUUCUUUGCAAAUCCCGCUAGUUUCAACGUUAGUUGUAACGUCUCUCUUAGGCUCCACGUGACUUGAGGCGACUUUCCAAAUUUUUUUCCAACCCUUAGGAAGUGCAGUUACCCUACGUUUCGGUGACCAUUCAUCGAUUUGAUUACUAAGAUUGCAUGAUUGCAGUAACCUCCAGACAAUGGACCCAUCUCCGUCCUCCGGGGUUUACAGUCCCGAUUUCAUGGAUUACGAAUCAGAUGGCCGAGCUUCCAGUGUAUCCUUCUCAGCGCAGAGUCCGGCCACUUUGGCCGCUCAGAAUGAUCCCAUAUUUGUUAUGAAACAUAACACAACAGCGGAGAUUUAUCAGAAGUUCAAGGAUGAUGUGGAUAUCAUCUUCUCGAAUGCUGUAUCCAUCAAGGACCAAUCCGAGAUGCUGAAUGUAAGAGAAUUGCUGUAUCACGCAUUAGUUUCAUCACAUAAAUCAUGAGUAUAAGCUGUAUAAUUUCAGCAACUUCCCAUGAUUCUGGAGUCGCUGAUCUCAGCGUUAAACGACGAGAAACAAUAUUUGAUGGGUGAUGUUCUUUGUAAUUGGGCCAUCAAACAGCAAAAGUUGACAGUUGCAACGCUUUGGACCCAACAACAAAAUUACAAUCUCCUCUCCGUAAUCGAUACCCAAUUCGAAUAUUUCGGAGAACUAUUGGAACAGACGUUGAGUGGUCUCAAUUAUCUGAUGGAGAACUUCCCCAACCGAGGAUUUGAGGAGUUUCAUAGUCGGGUCAAACAUAUUACACAUUACUUUUUAUUCUACUCGAUAAUCGUCUCCAAACAGCCGCCUUCAGUUGUAGUCAAAUGCGGCGAAGCAGAGAACCAUCGAAGGUCCCGAUUCUGGUUCAACACCGAGAUUCGGUAAAGGUUUUUACUACAUUCGGGGGCAGUUGUAGGCUAGUAAUUACACGAUUUAAGGUAAAAAAUGUGAAAAGUUUACUGUAAAAAGGUGGGGAACUUUAUGCCAAUUGAAGAGAAGACGACCAAAUUCGAUCUCGAAAUGAACUUCUAAAGGCUCUUCUUUCAGAAUCCUUGGAGGACGAGCUUUCAAUUUGCACAAGAACUCCGAGAAUGUUCAAGUUCAAUGUUUUUUGAUUACCGACGACACCGCCAAGAGACUGUUGAGUAACGCUUACCAUGAAGUGUAAGCCAUUCUCAGAACCAAUGAUGAAUAAUGAAAUUAAAAUUACCAGCAUUAUUUACAGAUACGAAAACGAAGAGUUUCUGAUCGAGCCCCCGACCUCGGUCCUUCACUCCGAAAUCCAUCAUGGACUCUCGGCCAAGUUUGAUGACAUGAGAGUGUCCAAGAAAGGCAACUUGAGACGAGAUUCCGUGGCCACAAAACGAUACUGUUUAUGUUAUAACGUGAGAGUAACAGCGUCUCAUGGGAUAGAUCUGAUUGGGAAGAAGGUAUCCCUUCCCUUCGCUAUUCUGGUCGGCCCCAAAACAGAUGUCGAGGCCAAAUUAUUUCUGGAAAGAAGUUUCGCCGACCUGGUCAGAAAACCUUUAAGCGAUGCCCCAACUAUUGUAUCGUAUCAGGACAUGGCUGAUGCCUUGGAAAUGAAAUUCCAGUCGAUCCUAGAAACACCUCAGAAGUCGACGGAUACAAUCCCGCUGAUUCAACCCAAGCCAUUCACCAACAACGUAAGGAAACGAUCUGUUACGCAAUUAAAAUAUAACCUAGAACGAUGAUUUCUUCAAUAAUAAUUGGCUUUACAGGUAAAACAUCAUAUUAUCCAUCGGCUUAAACCCGAUGGGAAUGCACAAAUUGCCCUGGAGAAUUUCAUGAAACUACCAGUAGCUGAAGAAUUCUGUUUGAAAAGAGGUUCGACUACAGAAGGAGAAUGGAAACUAGUGCCAUACUACGAAUGGUUCUUCAAACUCGCAGAAAUGCUCAACAAAUACAUGUUACAGAUGUGGAAUGAUGGCUUGAUCUACGGUUUCUGUGGAAAGGAUGAGGCCGAGCAUCUUCUAAACGACUGCACUCGAUCGACACUACUCAUCAGGUUCAGUGAUAUAGAAUUUGGAAAGAUAAAAGUUAGUGUUAAAGAUCGGACCGGAGGUAAUUAAAUUUGAACCCAAAAUUAAUCAAAAUUACAGUAGUCCGACAUCAUUGGUAUGACCAAGCAGACCUGCAAUCGCGCCCUCUUAGUCGCGAACUCUUAUCCAAUAAUAAAUAUGGAGGAGUCGAGUUCAUUUACCCCAAUUAUCCCAUGGAAAUGGCCUUAGGCGGUCGGGAAAAAAGUAACACCGGGAUCCGCAAACCGCGGCAUCUUCAGCCGACCCCAGUGUACUUUGACAAUCAAGAAGCGGCGGUCUCCAACUUCUAA